Molecule: messenger RNA, 2112 nt
Organism: Annulohypoxylon truncatum
Lineage: Eukaryota; Fungi; Ascomycota; Sordariomycetes; Xylariales; Hypoxylaceae
Product: general substrate transporter
Exons: 6
Coding region: 313-1881 (522 amino acids)
Biological process (GO): carbohydrate transport; transmembrane transport
Cellular component (GO): membrane
Molecular function (GO): carbohydrate:proton symporter activity
Source: RefSeq, a predicted model, not a curated record
CUUCAAUAUCUCUGCCGUCCGCGAAUGCGGGGAUAGCUGAGCGGUUAUGUCUUAAUCUGGCUAUCGGCAUUGAGAAUCAGGGGAAGUUGGGGUUAGCGAGCGGGGACACCUCUUGAUGGUAACCCAAGGGGGCUGUCAGGUGCAGCUUAUGGACUGGUGGUGUGUGAUAGGAGACUUGUUGUGUUUGACAAUAACUCUUCUAUACGUAAGAGUUUACUUCAAAUGCUAUUCAUGCACAUCUGAUCACCGAUGCGGUUCUCGAGUUGAUCAGUACCUACCUAGUUUCUUGGUAGAAGACGGAGUAUCGCAAGAAUGGUAGGUGCCGUCAUAUCAGCGAAUCCUUUACAGCUGGAUAUACGAAGUCAUAAGAAGUGCCUAGCUAUUUGCUUCGUCGUAACCGUCUCGAGUUUUCAAUAUGGCCUUGACUACGCACUUGUCGGUGGCUUUAUGGCGAUGCCCGGCUUUUUGAGAGUAUUCGGCUACUACGACGAACCGGCUGGCAAGUGGGCUAUAGACCCGACCGUCCAACAACUCAUCUCCUCUCUCAUGACUAUUGGAACGUUCGUUGGCUCGCUGUCAGUUGGGCCCUUCAGCUCUAAGUUUGGGAGGAGAUAUGGCCUCUGGGCAGCUUCGGUGUUAAAUUACUUAGCCACAGCAGUCAUGAUCGGGACGACCAAUUUUGGAGCCCUCUACUUUGCGCGCUUUCUUCUUGGAAUCUCGGUGGGCUGGUUUCUCACCUUUGCUCAGGUUUAUAUCAACGAAGUAGCUCCCGCUCACCUUCGAGGACUUGCAUUCGCCGUAUACCAAAGCCAAUUAUGCAUCGGGUCCAUCGUCGGGGCUGCGAUAGAUAACGGGACGCACACUAUGCUCGGCAAAGAAGCAUAUCGCAUACCUUUAGCGAUAUUUUUUGUCGCUCCGACUAUUCAGACCAUUUCUCUUUUCUUUUUCCCGGAAAGUCCACGGUGGCUCAUGACACAUGGAAGAGAGGCGGGUGCCGAGUCAGCUCUUCGCCGACUCCGCAACAAAAAUAUCAAAGAGGCCGAGCUUCGUGCAGAAUUUGAAGAAAUCAGAGUUUCUACGGUAGGACAAUCAGGCCAUCUUGAGGGGAAACAUCUAUGGAUCGAAAUGUGGAAGGGUACAGACCGACGUCGUUCUCUCCUAUCCAUAGCAGUCAUCUGCUUCCAUUGUGCUAAUGGAUCCUCUUGGUUAAAUAUCUAUACAACUUACUUCCUCAGUGUUGCCGGAGUAAAGGAAGCUUUCGCGCUUUCCACUAUGAUAACGUGCAUGGGACUCAUUGGAGUCCUGGCCAGCGUUUUCAUAGUCCUGUACGUUGGCCGUCGUGUCAUCCUGCUUAUUGGGGUGAGCGCAUGCGGUUUAUGCCAGCUCGCGUUUGCCAUCUCCUGGACCGUGGCCCCAGGGACAGAGGUUGCAGCUAAGCUAGUAGUCGCAUUCAACGCGCUGUUCACAUUCUUUUAUGUCGCCUACGCUCCUUACGCAUGGCUCCUAGGUGGUGAAUUACCUAGCAACCAUCUCCGAGCUCAUACCUACGGCGUAGGCACAGCACUCAACUUCCUGGGAAACUGGUUGGGCGUAUUCACCGCACCGUACUUCAUCAACCCAGCCAGUCUGGGAUGGAGCGCCAAAUAUGGGUAUAUAUGGUUUGUAUCCAAUAUGGCAGUUCUCAUAUUCACAUGGGCCUUUAUACCUGAGACGCGAGAUCGGACUCUAGAAGAGAUCAAUGAGAUAUUCGAGGCCAAAGUCUCGGCGCGGGAGUUUAAGACUUACGUCUGUGCAGGUACGGAAAGGUUAAGAGACUCAGCGAUGGGAAAAUUUGACGUAAGCGUAGCUUCUGUUGAGAGACGACCUAGUAGGUCUAUAUAGUUAGUCCUGAUAGGUGGUGUUGUCUUGGGUUACGACAGUUAAGCUUACCAGGGACAAAAAAGCACGUUAUUUUACCCUCUAGUCCCUGGCUGCUGACUUGAGCCAGUAAAGGAGAUAUCUAGCGCUAUCUGCCAAUAUUAUGAUCCCGUUCGGCUGAAGCUAUUUUGUUAUUCACAUAAUGGCUUGAUAGAAGUUAGCUGUCUUGGGUAGUAAGUACAUUAUGACUCAGAA